AUGUCGCCCGAGCUAGAUUUCACCGCACUAGACUGGUUAUAUCCGCCAUCCCUUGAACCAGAUAUCACUCUCGCGGAACGAUUGGAGUAUCUCGCCUAUUUCACCUCGGCACGAGGCAUGGCGACGUUUCUUGAUCGGGAGACACUGCGACGGAAACAAGAUAUGAUUUCUGAAUACUACAACACAAUAGCGAGCACUAUCAACGAGGAAGAAUACGAUGAUAACCUUCUCCCCAAAUCUACCGAGAUCAUCAGCUGCCUAAAAUCUACCGUCACUACCGACAUAUCCACAAUCGUUACAGCAUCCAUUCCAUCCUGGACGCCGGAAACAAACCACGCAGCUGUAGAAUUCUUCUCUGCGCCUAGCAUCCGCCGUUUCCUAACAUUUUUCUGGGCUCUUUGGUAUCCAAACUGUCCUAUUGUACAUCGUCCGUUCUUCAACCCCGCCAAUUCCUCACCAGCACUACUAGCCGUCAUGGUUAUUAUUGGGGCGUGCAUGUCGCCAAACGAAGAGGACGGAAAACGAGCAAGAAAAUGGAUUGAUCCGGUUGAGGUCCUCACGUUUCGGCAGGAGUGGUUUACUUAUGCAGAACAUUCACCUGAACCUGGGGACGGGAAAUGGAAGAAGAGGUUGCAGUGCAUUCAAACGGCAUACUUAGUCUGCUCGUUACAGAAGCGCGAAGGCUCGAUUGAGGCGCAGGGGAGGGUGCGACGGUAUCGACACGCGAUGAUGGUUUCUCUCGCGAGAGAAAUCGGACUGUCAACAGGGACUCACCCACGAAGCCCUCCAACGCAAGCAUCCGACGGAUGGUGGAGACGGUUUGCUGCUGAAGAGGAAAUGGUCAGAACCCUGACAUACGUUUUUCUCUUCGACGCCGCCCUCACAAUCUUUCACAAUUCUCCUCCGCGCAUGGUCGUCUCCGAACUACAAAUGGAUAUGGCUUGUCCGGAAGCCUGUUUCCAGGCUGAAUCUGCUGAGGAGUGCUUAUUUGAGCUGAAGAAAUGGUCGAAUAGCGUGUUCUGGCGCGAGAGGUCAUCAGUGGCUUCUGUGGUUCGGAGGAUGUGUCAACCUCAACCCCAAGUUCAAGCAUCGGAAGAACAAGAACCAGUUCUGGGAUUCUCACAGAUGGGAACGUUGAACCUCUUUACUACAGUCCAAUGCCUCCACUCCCUAAUUUUCCACCUCAAAAACUCCCUCAUAACUCUUCCCUCCCCAUACACCCCGCUCCAAACCGGCCUCGAAAACUGGCGCCUCACAUGGAACAAGCGAGUACCAGAAGAUUCGCAUAUCCCGCAUCGUCCAGACACGUUGUGGAAACAGAUUGGUUUUGCGCGAUAUGCGCCGGAGUUUUGGCAGUUGGCGCGGAUUUUGGUUAUGAGGUUGGCUUGUUCUUCUGAGUCUUUGGAUGGAGGAGAGGGGGAGGAGAAUGGGUUAGAGUUGGGGAUAUAUGGGAACGGCGACAGGGAGAGAAGGGCAGGGGAGAGGUAUGAUCAUACGGAUAUGGAGGAUGUUAAUGGGUUGAUUGAGGAGUAUAGGAGGAUGAGUUUGGGGACUUGUAUGUGA
Molecule: messenger RNA, 1563 nt
Organism: Aspergillus chevalieri
Lineage: Eukaryota; Fungi; Ascomycota; Eurotiomycetes; Eurotiales; Aspergillaceae
Product: transcription factor domain-containing protein
Exons: 3
Coding region: 1-1563 (520 amino acids)
Biological process (GO): DNA-templated transcription; regulation of transcription by RNA polymerase II
Cellular component (GO): chromatin
Molecular function (GO): DNA-binding transcription factor activity, RNA polymerase II-specific; RNA polymerase II cis-regulatory region sequence-specific DNA binding; zinc ion binding
Source: RefSeq, a predicted model, not a curated record